Molecule: messenger RNA, 912 nt
Organism: Drosophila teissieri
Lineage: Eukaryota; Metazoa; Arthropoda; Insecta; Diptera; Drosophilidae
Gene: IscU
Product: iron-sulfur cluster assembly scaffold protein IscU
Exons: 4
Coding region: 119-583 (154 amino acids)
Biological process (GO): iron-sulfur cluster assembly; intracellular iron ion homeostasis
Cellular component (GO): cytoplasm; mitochondrial matrix
Molecular function (GO): ferrous iron binding; 2 iron, 2 sulfur cluster binding
Source: RefSeq, a predicted model, not a curated record
GGCACACUGUACAACAGCUGUUUCUAACACGCAGUUGCCUGUGUUUUUCCGUUCUCUUCGAAUUUCACAACAAUUGUUCAAUAAAUUGAUUUAUUUACUUGACAAAUACAUUUUAAAUAUGUCCCUGGUGCGAAACUCCUCCCGGUUGCUGCGUUCGCAGUUGAAGCGCGUGCAGAGUGUCCCGGUGGCAUUGUAUCAUGAAAAUGUCGUUGAGCACUACGAAAACCCGCGCAACGUGGGAUCUCUGGACAAGAAGGAUACUACAGUGGGUACCGGUCUGGUCGGAGCUCCCGCCUGCGGCGAUGUUAUGAAACUGCAGAUCAAGGUGGACGAGAACGGCAAGAUUGUGGACGCCAAGUUCAAGACCUUUGGCUGCGGAUCGGCCAUUGCCAGCAGCUCGCUGGCCACCGAGUGGGUGAAGGGAAAGUCUAUCGACGAGGCCGGAAAGCUGAAGAACACGGACAUCGCCAAGGAACUGCGUCUGCCGCCCGUCAAGCUGCACUGCUCCAUGCUGGCCGAGGAUGCCAUCAAGGCGGCCCUGGCUGACUACAAGGUCAAGCAGCAGAAGAAGGUGGCCAACUGAGGGGCGGAACGGAAUCUGUGAAUGUAGUGGAGCGUAUCUCUGAACAACUACUAAAAAGCAACUAUAAGUCGUAGUAUGCGAUUAUUGUUCGCUAGAGCUCUGUGAGUGAUUGGCCGCGUGACUGCUGAUAAGUGCAUAGGAGUUUAGAAAACGAUUAUAUUGAUACUAAAGGAUAGCUGGAACUGAUCUUGUAUGAAUGCAUAUGCACGUGUGUAUUUUAAAGGGGAAUUCUAUGUAAUCCCGAGAGCUAAUUAAAUUUUCUGUUCUGUUAUACGAAAUACAAGCUUGCUUCGAAAACAAAUAAAACGUUCCCGUUGGAAUAAAAAAUA